Messenger RNA from Vitis vinifera (wine grape), 946 nucleotides. RefSeq lists its product as uncharacterized. Bases 26 to 619 code for a protein of 197 amino acids. Lineage: Eukaryota; Viridiplantae; Streptophyta; Magnoliopsida; Vitales; Vitaceae. The record is from RefSeq and is a predicted model, not a curated record. The transcript is spliced from 3 exons.
GACCCUUAAGCGAGAGCCGCUGUUUAUGACCGCCUUUCCUCCUGUGCAAUUUCUAUCUGCAAUUUCUGCAAUUUCUGCAAAAUCAUCCCUCUCUAUGGCUCGAGUCCUAUUCCAAACCCUAACCCUAACCAGACUCUCCCUAUCGCCCUCCUGCAAACCCCCACCGUUGAUCAGCGUCCUCACCGUCCGGCACCGCUCCAACCGGUCCGGCAAAGCCCAGCUAAUCGAGAUCAACCUCGAAUCGGAGAGCGGGGACGUCGAAGUCAUGGGCAUCCGAAGACUGGAGGACGCCAUCCAUCGCAUCAUCGCCCAGAGAUUGGCUCCCGAUUGGCUUCCUUUCAUCCCUGGAUCGUCAUAUUGGGUGCCCCCAAGUCGCCGUCAAUUUGAUCUUCUGAAAUGCAUGGGAAAAUUAGCUAGGGAGAUGUCGGUGGAGGAUGCCUUGGCGGUUACCGCCGUUCGUGGAUGGCCGUCGCCCUCUUACUUCAUUCAAGAUGAUGCAUCCGAACAUCAUUCUACCGCAGAGAAUGAUGAGGUGGAGGCCGAGGCCGAGAUAAAGGCGCAGAAUGAUUCACAGAACACAGACACAACGAACACAUCUCUUCUGAUAAAAAAGAAAUAGAACACAUCUCAAUCAGAGGAUGGCGAAGGACGAGCAUUGUCUCUUGACAGAAGUAUGCUCACUUUUCCUAUGUAGAUAUUUGCCAAAAAAAAGAAGGAAAAGAAAAGGGAAGCUGGGCUGAGGAAAGGUGGGGAGCAAGCAAAUGGGAUAUGUCUGUACAGGUUCAAACCCCUAAACUCGUUAGUCUCGGGGGUUAGGUAUUCCAUGUUCUUCCCUUAUAUGUUAUCCAACUCGCCCCAAUUUCCCUUAAUGUUGCCUUAUUGAUAAUGUUCUCUCCCUUUUACAUUUAUAUUUUAAACGGAAUAAGAUUUUAUUUUAUUUUCUCCA